Messenger RNA from Effrenium voratum, 1343 nucleotides. Lineage: Eukaryota; Dinophyceae; Suessiales; Symbiodiniaceae. The record is from the annotation of a GenBank genome assembly.
UGUUCGUUGUUUGGCGCCGUGGUGCAAAUUACAAUGCCAAUAUGCAAAUGGCUUCCAAGCAAUUGCGGCGCAUUUGCAGCCAGCUUGGUCGGAAUGCAUUGAAGGUUGGAAUUGCCGGAUUCGGCGGAGUUGCAGCUUUGAAAGUUGCUUGCCCACCCGAGCCGCUGGAUGCUUGGUGCCGGAGACGUACGGUCUCCUUUGUGCAGCCCGAGGAAGUGCAGAGCGAGCGCGAAGCCUUGGAGCUAUUGGCAGAGGUGGCAGGCGUAGGGCCGCGCCAGCUCAACGCAGUGCUGCGCUGCUUCUGGAGCGGCGUGGAGCAGUGGGCCGAGGCCAUUGCAAAGCUUCCCGAGGAGGCGAAGAGGCCGCUGGCCCAGCAGGUGGUGCAAAAGGCCCGGGCUUCAGGGCUGCUGCCUGAGGUGGACCAAAUUGACGCGGCCGUGUCGUCAGCAAGGCCCAGACCGGAGACCCGGCGCACCUAUGGUGUUGAUGUGGGUGGCGAUUCGCCUAUGUAUGCAGGGACAGAUGCGGCUCGACUUCUUGGCGAUGAUUUGGAGCGUGCCCUCGAGCAGUUGCGUGAGGAUGGCAUCGUUCUAGUGUCAGCGCCGGACGUGAUGCACGGGCUCCGGAAGUUGCUGCAUUUGCCGCCGGCGGGGCGGCCUGUGAGGGAGGUGCCCAGUGCUGAGGUGCUGAGCGCCUCGGGCGCUGCGGCCCCGCAGACGCCCUCCGUGGGGCGAAGGCACUUCCUGCUGCGGGGCUCGGAGGUGGCGGAGCAGGCGGUGGUGCCGCUGCUGACGCCUCUCCUGCCGCUUUGCUGGCGGUAUUUCGUGGAGAAUCGGCCCGAUGCCUCGCCAGGCUGUCUUGCAGAUCAAGAAGCUUGCAGCCGCGUAUACCUCUCCGAGUGCCAGCUCUUGGUGUCGGACCCUGGGGCGGUUCACCAGAUCUGGCAUUGCGACAACUUGAGGCCAGGCCUCACGGUGAUUUUGCCGCUCACGGAGGUGGAUGAGGAGCUGGGGCCCACACAUUUGCUCCCAGGGACGCAUCACCUUGGAGGUGCCAAAGUCGGCUCGGCCCUCGGCAGCCUGCGGAGGGCCGGGGGCGCAAUAGCUGCGCCGCUGGUGCCGGGACAGGCUUUGAUCUACGAUGCGCGACUGAUGCACCGGGGUCUGGGGAACAGCUCCUACAACCGAUGCCGAGUGGUGGUGGUGAUGCGCCUCGACAUGCUGGACACUCCGCCGCCUGGCGCGACGGUUGUCCAAACCGCCAUGGUGCGAGCGCUGGGUCAAGCCCUUGGUGGACUGAGCUACCUGUAUCGCUUUCUGCCAGCACGGAGCUGAACAUCAGGG